CGGGUCCGCAGCGGAGCUCGGGCGCGGGCCGGGGUCGCCGGUUCGAGCCUUCUGCCCGCGCGGGGCUGGGAGCUGGGGACCGGGCGUCGCGCCGUCCGGGCCGCAGCCCCGCGACCUCCGCUCUGUUUCUACACCCGUGUGGGUUCCUGUCCCGCCGCCGCGUCGCCUCCCCGAGCUCAGGGUGGUGAGGCGCGGAGACUUGUAACUAGUUAAUUAAUUCAACAAACGGACCCUUCUGCGUAUCAGAAACUGCGAGGAGUUGCUAGCCCAGUGGGGCAGGCAGACUGGAAGACCAGGAAAGGCCAGGCCCCGGGCAGUGUGGAACCCGUUUGAGGGUGGGGGUCGUGGUUGGGCUUCUCUGAGCCUAAUCUGGAACCACAGUGGAUUGGAAUUUCUUCUGAAAGGGUGAGACACUGCCCUCUGUGACCAUGAAACUCUGGGUAUCCAUGUUGCUGGUGGCCUGGUUUGGUGUCCUGGGCUGUGUGCAGGCUGAAUUCUUUACUUCUAUUGGGCACAUGACAGACCUGAUUUAUGCAGAGAAGGACCUGGUGCUGUCCCUGAAGGAGUACAUCUUGGUGGAGGAAGCCAAGCUCUCUAAGAUUAAGAGCUGGGCCAACAAAAUGGAAGCCCUGACCAGCAAGUCAGCUGCUGACCCUGAAGGCUACCUGUCCCACCCUGUGAAUGCCUAUAAACUGGUGAAGCGACUAAACACAGACUGGCCUGCGCUGGAGGACCUUGUCCUGCAGAACUCAGCUGCAGGCUUUAUUGCCAACCUGUCAGUGCAGCGACAGUUCUUUCCCACUGAUGAAGAUGAAACAGGAGCCGCCAAGGCCUUGAUGAGACUUCAGGACACAUACAAACUGGACCCAGACACAAUUUCCAAAGGCGAGCUUCCAGGAACCAAGUACCAGGCAGUGCUGAGUGUGGACGACUGCUUUGGGAUGGGCCGCUCGGCCUACAAUGAAGGAGACUAUUACCACACAGUGCUGUGGAUGGAACAGGUGCUGAAGCAGCUCGAUGCAGGGGAGGAGGCCACCACAUCCAAGGCCCAGGUGCUGGACUAUCUGAGCUAUGCCGUCUUCCAGUUGGGUGACCUGCACCGUGCCCUGGUGCUCACCCGCCGACUGCUCUCCCUUGACCCAAGCCAUGAACGAGCUGGAGGGAAUCUGCGCUACUUUGAACGGUUGUUGGAGGAAGAAAGAGAAAAAAUGUUACUGAAUCACACAGAAGCUGAGCUAGCACCCCAGGAAGGCAUAUAUGAGAGGCCUGUGGACUACCUGCCCGAGAGGGAUAUCUACGAGAGCCUCUGUCGUGGGGAGGGUGUCAAACUGACACCCCGAAGGCAGAAGAGGCUUUUCUGUAGGUACCACCAUGGCAACGGGACGCCACAGCUGCUCAUCGCCCCUUUCAAAGAGGAGGAUGAGUGGGACAGUCCACACAUCGUCAGGUACUACGAUGUCAUGUCUGACGAGGAAAUCGAGAGGAUCAAGGAAGUUGCAAAACCCAAACUUGCACGAGCCACUGUUCGUGAUCCCAAGACAGGUGUUCUCACUGUUGCCAGCUACAGAGUUUCCAAAAGCUCCUGGCUGGAGGAGGAUGAUGACCCUGUUGUGGCUCGGGUGAACCUUCGGAUGCAGCACAUCACAGGCCUAACAGUAAAGACUGCAGAAUUGUUGCAGGUUGCUAAUUACGGAAUGGGAGGACAGUACGAGCCACACUUUGACUUCUCUAGGAAGGAUGAGCAAGAUGCUUUCAAGCGUUUAGGGACGGGGAAUCGUGUGGCCACAUUCUUAAACUACAUGAGCGAUGUGGAAGCUGGUGGUGCCACUGUCUUUCCUGAUCUGGGGGCUGCACUUUGGCCUAAGAAGGGUACGGCUGUAUUCUGGUACAACCUCCUGCGGAGCGGGGAAGGUGACUACCGAACGAGACAUGCUGCCUGCCCCGUGCUUGUGGGUUGCAAGUGGGUCUCCAAUAAGUGGUUCCAUGAACGAGGACAGGAGUUCUUGAGGCCAUGUGGAUCAACAGAAGUUGACUGACAUCCUUUUCUGCCCUUCACCUCCCUGGCCCCACAGCCCAUGUUGUCUUCAAGUUCAACGUGACAGACCCCCUCUACUUUCCAGCCUUUGUCAGGCGGGUCUUUGGAGGCGUGAAUGUUGUCUGGAGCAGAGAUGGUCCUGGGGAAGGUCCUGGGUGACUUGGGUGACCUGGGUCCCAGCCUCACCUGUCAAGCUAUCUCUGGCCGCAAGGGUAGGGUUGGAGCAGAGUCAGGUGGUCUAGUACCUAGCAAGGUGCUUUUGUACCUCAGGUGCUUUAGGUGUGAGAUGUUUCAGUGAACCAAAGUUCUGAUACCUUGUUUACAUGCUUGUUUUUAUGGAAUUUCUAUUAAUGUGGCUUUAACCAAAAAAUAAAAUGUCCCUGCCAGAAGCCUUAAA
Molecule: messenger RNA, 2432 nt
Organism: Lagenorhynchus albirostris (white-beaked dolphin)
Lineage: Eukaryota; Metazoa; Chordata; Mammalia; Artiodactyla; Delphinidae
Gene: P4HA2
Product: prolyl 4-hydroxylase subunit alpha 2
Exons: 17
Coding region: 429-2036 (535 amino acids)
Biological process (GO): peptidyl-proline hydroxylation to 4-hydroxy-L-proline
Cellular component (GO): endoplasmic reticulum
Molecular function (GO): procollagen-proline 4-dioxygenase activity; protein binding; iron ion binding
Source: RefSeq, a predicted model, not a curated record